CGCGGGUGGAGCAGGCAGGCGGCUCGCGGUCCCCGCAGCCCAAACGGGGCGCAGUGAGCGGGGCGCGGCGAGCGGAGCACCUUGAAAUCGGCCUACCCCCGGGGCAGCGAGCACUGGUGCAGCAUCUGCUAUGAACCAGGCGCUGUUCUGGCACUUUCCACCAGAAAACGAGUGACUGCUUUUCUCUCCUCAUAUUUGGAAGCCCUGCCUACCACCCAGCUGCUCUGGACAUCACGGUUCCUCGAUGGACGAAGACAGCCAACGGAUCCAGCCCCAAGAGCAGAGCUGCUGGGCCAGUCUGCCCGAUGUGUGCCUGUGUCGUGUCUUCUGGUGGCUGGGAGACAGGGACAGGUCCAGAGCCGCCCUGGUCUGCAGAAAGUGGAACGAGAUGAUGUUCUCGGCUGACCUCUGGCGAUACAGGACCAUCACGUUCAGCGGCAGGCCCUCCAGGGUGCACGCGUCCGAAUUCGAGUCCGCUCUUUGGUACGUCAAGAAGUUCGGUCGUUAUCUGGAGCACCUGGAGAUCAAAUUCCUGAACCCUUACAACGCCGUGCUGACCAAGAAGUUCCAGGUCACCAUGCGCGGCCUCCUGUCCUGUCUGGGCAAGAGCAACCACCGUCUGAAAUCUCUGUCCAUCCAGCACCUGGAGCUGGACCGCCUGGUCUGGAGGAACAGCAUCCGCAGUUCCCUCAUCAGAAGCCUGAGCUUCUUCCUGAAGAAGGUGGGCAGGCGCCUGGACUACCUGAACCUGAAGGGGGCCAGGCUGACCGUGGAGCAGGGCUGCACACUGCUCAAGUCCCUGAGCCACCUGCGGAGCGAGAGCGUCGUAUCGCAGCUCAACAUCGAGGAUUACUUCAGCCACCACCUCGCCGUGUACAGCAGCGCCCAGUUCAACGAGACCAUGGCCACGUUCCGCAGCCUGGCCUCCCUGACCCUCAACUACAACUGCGUCUCGGACGAGCUGCUCGAGAACCUGUGCGAGAACAACGCCGGGACCCUCUGGACCAUGAACAUCAAGUGCCACACCCACGACCCCCACGGGCAGGUCAUCUGGGGCAUGUCCUGGGCCAAGCUGGCCAGGCACGCCACCAACCUGAAAGUGAACUUCUUCUUUGAGCGGGUCAUGAAGUACGAGCGCCUGGCCCGGAUCCUCCUGCAGGAGGUCCCCGUCCGGAGCCUCAGUCUGCGGAGCUGUUACUUCAGUGACCCCGACUGGUCCAUGAGGCCCACGCUCACGGAUCUCCUGCCCACCUUCCGGCACACUCUGGAGAAACUGACGUUUGAGUUCAACAACAACCACGAGUUCCUGGACGAGGAGCUGUACCUCCUCGUCUUGUCCUGCCGGAAGCUGUCCUACUUCAAGAUCUGGGCUUUCCUGGACGUGAAGUUUGUGGAGCGGAUCCUGAAGAGUCAGGAGGAGGGCCAGUGCUCCCUGCGCACUCUCAAGGUGAGAAUUUACACGAACAGAUACGAGACGAAGGAGGAGGACAGGACUCUGCGCGAGAUUCACAGGAAGUACAGAAAGCUCAUCGACGCAGAGCUCAACUAUUUUGUCAUCGCGUACCCCAUGAUGUAGCAAUGCUCUCCGCGGGAGCCCCUGGCGCCCCACCCCUCCCCCUUCCUCCGUUUUGCCAGUUCCACCCCAGCUGACGCCCCGAGAAGGCUGGGACCGCCGGUGGUGGGACUUUAAAGUGCUAUCUUUACCAACAACCCCAGGCUGGUCUCUCCUUUGUGGCGUGGCUUGGCUCUUUGACAGCCUCCCACAGGCGCUGGGAGUCGUCCCUCACCCACCCUGACUCCUGGCACACAGCCUGGUGACCCGCGGGAGCCCCCGGCGCUGAGGCCGCCCACCCGCCCGCUCCGCUCCCAGGUGGAAGCAUGCCCACCGGUCCUCCACGAGGCAGGACGCUCCCACUGUGAAUGCAGCCUGCUCCCAGCUGGAAGGAGCGCCCAUCUACCGUGAGGCGGUCGCCCAGCACGCGCACCUGCUUUUCUUGUGCCCCUCCCUUCCCUGUCUCCACAGUGGAUGCUGUGCUCCACCUGCCCUGAGCCCUCCGCUCCUGUUUAGGGGGAAUCAGCGUGCUGGGGACAUGUUCCUGAUGCACCGUUCAGUGAAAAGAGCAGGACACA
Ailuropoda melanoleuca (giant panda) is the source of this 2130-nucleotide messenger RNA. It is a transcript of the gene FBXO39, whose product is annotated as F-box protein 39. The coding region runs from base 245 to 1576 and encodes 443 amino acids. Gene Ontology annotation, molecular function: protein binding. Gene Ontology annotation, biological process: SCF-dependent proteasomal ubiquitin-dependent protein catabolic process. The transcript is spliced from 5 exons. NCBI's taxonomy places the organism in Eukaryota, Metazoa, Chordata, Mammalia, Carnivora, Ursidae. The record is from RefSeq and is a predicted model, not a curated record. Gene Ontology annotation, cellular component: SCF ubiquitin ligase complex.